CGAUGGUAUAUGCAUCGCUUUCCGUAAAUGCUAUGUAUCGUUUUACGCCUUCAUACGAAAGGCUAAUACGUGUUCUUAUUUAGAUAGAGUUUAACUAAUGCGUCAGCAAAUACGAGUAUACGGACUUUUUCAUGCUUUACAGAGUAACAUAUUUGAUGCAUUCUUAUCAAGCUAUACAAAGGAUAUGGUCACCCAAUAAGAAAUGCGCUAUGAACUGAGUUUGAGCAGAAAAGGGUUCCCUUGGCUUUAACCAAGCAACGUGUUACACCUCCACCACACAAAAAUAUAAUGGUUCGUUUCUUUUUCAAGCACUUUACAGUCCCAUCAACAUGCCACGCUAUUAACUUGGAAGAGGAAUUGCGUAUAGGCUGACGAAAGUCGAGUGAAUCUGCUACAAGCAGAUGCGAACAUCCAACCUGAUGACCUAGAAGCAGGAACCGCCGGUCCAAAUAACAAUCGUAAUAGCAACAUGAACACCAACGCCAACAACAGGAACAGUGCCGUCAGGGAAUACUUUGAUCAGUCUAGCCAUCCCAUUGCAGCGUUCUUCUUUUUAGCAUUUCGACUUGGCGCGUUACUUAUGUACCUGCUGGGGUCCCUGUUUACAGACAAUUUCACUCUGGUGUUUGUGAUUACGAUUCUGCUACUCGCGUUUGACUUUUGGACAGUGAAGAACGUAUCUGGACGACUCUUAGUAGGACUCCGGUGGUGGAACGAAAUCCAAGAAGACGGAUCGAAUCGAUGGGUGUUUGAGAGCGCCAGUCCUCAUCGUAAGAACAAUGCGGCGGAUUCCAGAUUGUUUUGGAGCGUGCUGUAUGCGACGCCCGUACUAUGGAUACUCCUUGCAUUAACUUGCAUUUUCACCUUUAAAUUUUCGUGGCUGGUGAUUGUUGUCGUAGCGAUUGCCCUGAAUGUUGCCAAUGUCUACGGAUACACCCAGUGCGACAAGGAUGCAAAGAAGAAGUGGGCCAGUGGGAUUGCUGCACAGACCGCCCUUGGUUCCUUGGGCAGCUCUGCAACCGGGUUUGUGGGCAGGGCCGUAGGCUCAGGCCUUGGUCAGUUUUUCGGAUCACGAUAGAAAGAAAGACGAGCAUGAAAUAAAAAAAAAAAAUCUACCGCUAUUUCCCACCGCACACAUACACAGUGUUUUAUUUAAUCACAGUACUUGCUCGCAUGGAAGCGAGAGAAG
Messenger RNA from Zychaea mexicana, 1189 nucleotides. RefSeq lists its product as uncharacterized. The coding region runs from base 470 to 1078 and encodes 202 amino acids. Gene Ontology annotation, biological process: vesicle-mediated transport; protein secretion. Gene Ontology annotation, cellular component: Golgi membrane. The record is from RefSeq and is a predicted model, not a curated record. NCBI's taxonomy places the organism in Eukaryota, Fungi, Mucoromycota, Mucoromycetes, Mucorales, Lichtheimiaceae. The transcript has 3 exons.